This is a messenger RNA of Strongylus vulgaris, 212 nucleotides long. The record is from the annotation of a GenBank genome assembly. Lineage: Eukaryota; Metazoa; Nematoda; Chromadorea; Rhabditida; Strongylidae.
AUGCUUGCUGAGCGUGCUUUACAAGCUUCUCGCGAAGAGGAGCUUGUAAGGCAUGCUAGCCGGCAACUUUGCUUUUGCAAGGGCUCAGCUGCGUGGAAUCCAGACGGUUUCGAGGAUUAUCGACGUUUGUCGAGAGUGCCGACUACCUCUCGUCCUUCGUCGACUGCGUGUAAGCGUUUGACAACGUCGACACCAAUGUCAUAUUGUUAAGA